AUGCCAGCCCUCACGAUGAGAAGCCUGCUACUGCCAGCAUCACUACUAAGCGUACUGGUGUCAGCCACUCCAGCCCCGACCGCACGACGAGCACCCGAUGCGAACGCUCUGCUACCACGAGAGACUCCUACAUUGGUCCGACGAGAUGUGACCAAGACGUACAAGAACAGGAGGGACAUAAUUGGUGAUAUCAAGUCGGACGUCGACGGCAUCCUCGGCGAUCUAGGCAAUGUGCCGUCUUAUAUCGCAAGCGGCGUGGCUCCGUGGUUCCAAGGCUUUCCUACAGGUCAUGCCGUUGCCAGCUCUCUGGGUGUCGACGAUGAGCAGCUUGCGGCAGCUCCGACACAGGCUCUGAACAUACCACCAUAUGCGAACUUUACAGACCAAGGCUGGAACGUGCGAUUCCAUGGCAACAUCUACAAGCAGCCUCCUACCUCGAACGAGACUCUGGACAAGCUAGCAGGGGAUUUGUUCAUUUACGGAACGGACUUCCAUGACCUUCCAGAGAGUCAGCAGGCCAUGGCACGAAACGUUACGGCAGCCAUCUUCGUUGUCCAACAGGGCGACGUUGAGGUCUCGACCAUCGAAGUUGCGCCUUACGAUGGAGACCAGGCUGCUACCGGUGGUAGCCAGAACAUCACCCUGCCAUACAACACGACCGCACAAGGUGACUUCGACGUAUUCAUGCCAAUCCAAAGCAAUGGCUUGAUGAACGGCAACGAGACUCAACAGCUCCAAAAGCUGAACACAUGGGUGACAAAUACCACAAACGGCAACGCGACAGCAUACCUCGUGCCGAACGAAGGUCUUACGAUCGUCUCCGACAUCGAUGACAUCCUUCGCGUUACAAAAAUCUACGACCCCCAGGAAGGCCUCCUCAACUCGUUCGCUCGGCCAUUCGUCGCCUGGGAGAACAUGCCUGAGAUCUAUGCGAACUGGUCUCAGGCAUUGCCAAAUGCUCACUUCCACUACUUGACCACUCUACCAGAGCAGGUCACUCGCAACUACGAGCAAUUCAUCUAUGAUACUUAUCCGGCUGGCUCCUUCGAUACAAGGCCUUUGAACUUCAGCGACGUCAGCGCGACGUUGAGCAUCAGGCAGUACCUCCUGACUAAGAUCUUCGAGACUUUCCCGCAGCGAAAGUUUGUGCUCGUGGCCGACACUUCGAACAGCGAUGUCAUGCGCGAUUAUCCACAGAUGUACCACGACUACCCGAACCAGGUGCAGUGCAUCUUCCUCCGCAACUCAUCCGCGACCGACGAUUCCGACAAAUUCCCAUACAACACCGAUGGCUUCAAGGGUAUUCCUCAAGAGCGAUACAUGUUCAUCGUCAACGCGGACGAUCUGGCCAACAUUAAUAUCGCCGGAGAAUCUUGCUACAACCAAUCGGUUGCACAGAACUUGACGUUCGGAUAUCAAGGACUGCCAUUGGGUAUUGGUAACGAUGCGUCUGUGAAUGGAAGUGCCAACGGCGAGGGUAACAAGAGUAGCGCGGCUUACUCGCUGCCUGCGAACACUGGCAUGACCUUCUUCGCGUUCGUUAGUAUGUUGUUCUGGCAGCUGCUGUAG
Fulvia fulva is the source of this 1569-nucleotide messenger RNA. RefSeq lists its product as uncharacterized. The record is from RefSeq and is a predicted model, not a curated record. The transcript has 2 exons. Gene Ontology annotation, cellular component: actin cortical patch. Lineage: Eukaryota; Fungi; Ascomycota; Dothideomycetes; Mycosphaerellales; Mycosphaerellaceae. Gene Ontology annotation, molecular function: phosphatidate phosphatase activity. The coding region runs from base 1 to 1569 and encodes 522 amino acids.